UUUUACUGAACAUUCAGUCUGAGGAAAACAUAACGAACCCAAACACAGGGUUGAAGAAUUUGCAGUCAGGCUCUGAAUCUUGUUUGUUGUAGACGACGAACUAUAUUUCCUGAGUCAGUCAGGAGAAGUUGACUAGUGCAUUUGCAAGUUUCUUGAUGGGGCGUCAUCUAAGGAAUGAUUCUAAAUCUCCAGUACAGGACCAUGGGUCUCCUCGUAGGAGGAGUCCAUCUAGGAAGAGUCAAUCUCAAACAGAAAGAUCUCCUACUCGAGAGAGAAAGUCCCACAGAGGCAGUUCUCCACCAAGAGAGAAACAUUCAAGUCGCCCCAAGUCUCCUAAGCAUGCAAGGUCACCCUCUCCCCCUCCUCGCUCUCCUUCUCCCCGGACAAAACGGCUAAGAAGAGCUGAAGCUGAAAGAGUGCCUGGGAGAGAACAUGAAAGGAUCAAUGAUAGGGAUUUACAGGAAGGUGGUUCAGAGAGAGAUUUGGGGGAUAGAAAGGAGAAAUCGUUGGGAAGGAAUGACACCGAUGAUAAAUCUUCAAGAUCAAGACGUGGUACUUCUCCAUCUGAUCGACACCGUAGGAGUAGGCAUAGGUCUCGCUCGCCUCAACAUGCUGGUGAUACAAGAGAUGGGGAGAAAGUAACUGACGGCCGUGGAAGAAAUCAUAGCAGAGGGAGUGAUAAAAGCAUGCACAGGGAAAAAGGUUCAGACUGGGAAAGUCAGGCUGAAAGAAUGGAGAGAAGGACAGCAAAAGACAGCACUGGUCAUAGGUCUUCAAGAUCAAGACAUGAGCAAUCUACUUCUCCAUUGAAUGGACACCACAAGAACAGACACCGAAAUCAUUCACCUCAGCAAGCAGCAGAUACGAGAGCUCGUGAUGAGGUGCCAGAGUCAAGAGAGGCUGAGGAUGGGAUUGAUGAGAAUGAUUCAGUAGCUAUGAUGAAGGCUGCUGAGGAAGCCUUGGAAGUACAGAAAAAGCAAAAGCCAUCGUUUGAGCUAUCUGGAAAGCUUGCUGAAGAAACCAAUAGAUUCAGGGGUAUAACACUACUAUACAACGAGCCAGCCGAAGCACGGCAACCUACUGUAAGAUGGCGGCUUUAUGUUUUCAAGGGUGGUGAAGUUCUUGAUGAACCCCUUAAGAUACAUCGCCAAAGCUGUUACCUUUUUGGGAGGGAAAGAAGGGUGGCAGACAUCCCUACAGAUCACCCGUCUUGCAGCAAACAACAUGCUGUUAUACAAUUCCGGCAAGUAGAAAAGGAGCAACCUGAUGGUACAUUGUCAAAGGAAAUAAAGCCUUACAUAAUGGACCUCGGAAGCACAAAUAAGACCUUUGUUAAUGAAAGUGCAAUUGAACCUCAGCGAUAUUAUGAACUUAUGGAAAGAGACACGAUCAAAUUUGGCAAUAGUAGCCGUGAGUAUGUGCUACUGCAUGAGAAUUCUAUGGAUUGAUAGCUUCAAUUGGGUUAACUUCAAAGUGCCUCCCACCUUGACUUUUGGAAUAUGCUGGAUCAGAGAUGUAUGGACAAUUUUCUGUUUGUUUCUCUUUUGCUAAUCAGUUGUAUGGAAAUGACUUGAUUUCCUGAAUGCCAUCAAUUCCGGGUAUUUUUCUUCAGAUAUUGGAAAGAGAAUGGUAUUUUGUAUCUCCAUCUGUUUGUCAUGAUUCGUGUACUUGUGUAGAUGCAAGUCUUUGCAGUUGCAAGGUACACACCAAGGGUGACUGCAUUACAAAACAGUAAAUCUUAGAGUUAGUCGCAUCACUAGGAGGCAUCACCUUUUUCAACUCGCACAUGCCAGAGGGAGGAGGGAAG
Fragaria vesca subsp. vesca is the source of this 1807-nucleotide messenger RNA. RefSeq lists its product as uncharacterized. Gene Ontology annotation, molecular function: mRNA binding; protein binding. The transcript is spliced from 11 exons. Bases 156 to 1448 code for a protein of 430 amino acids. Gene Ontology annotation, cellular component: nucleus. NCBI's taxonomy places the organism in Eukaryota, Viridiplantae, Streptophyta, Magnoliopsida, Rosales, Rosaceae. The record is from RefSeq and is a predicted model, not a curated record.